Messenger RNA from Acinonyx jubatus (cheetah), 2009 nucleotides. It is a transcript of the gene NECAB3, whose product is annotated as N-terminal EF-hand calcium binding protein 3. Gene Ontology annotation, cellular component: cytoplasm; endoplasmic reticulum; Golgi cis cisterna. The coding region runs from base 112 to 1188 and encodes 358 amino acids. NCBI's taxonomy places the organism in Eukaryota, Metazoa, Chordata, Mammalia, Carnivora, Felidae. Gene Ontology annotation, biological process: regulation of amyloid precursor protein biosynthetic process. Gene Ontology annotation, molecular function: calcium ion binding. The transcript has 13 exons. The record is from RefSeq and is a predicted model, not a curated record.
GGCGUCCGCGCCGGCGCCGGCGCCGAUGGGCGGGCGUCCCCCGGAGUCCGAGGCGGCGGCGUCCAGAACCCGGAGCCGCAGCCCAGCCCGAGCCGAGUGGGUGGCGGCGCCAUGGCGUGCGCGGGGCUGCUCACCGUGUGCCUGAUCCGGCCGCCCGCGCCCGAGCCUCGGCGGUCCCCCGCGCCCGCGCCUGCCUCUGGGCCCGCCGGACACGCGCUCUUCCAGGACGUUUUCCGCAGAGCAGACAAGAAUGAUGAUGGUAAGCUCUCAUUUGAGGAGUUCCAGAAUUACUUUGCUGAUGGGGUUCUCAGCCCUGGGGAGCUGCGGGAACUGUUCAGCGGCAUUGAUGGGCCCUCCACUGACAAUUUGGAAACGGAGAAACUAUGUGACUAUUUCUCAGAACACCUGGGUGUCUACCGGCCUGUGCUGGCCGCACUGGAGUCACUGAACUGUGCCGUGCUCACUGCCAUGGACACCACCAAGCUGGAAUAUGAGCGGGCCUCCAAGGUGGACCAGUUUGUGACCCGCUUCCUACUGCGGGAGACGGUGAGCCAGCUACAAGCCCUGCAGAGUUCGCUGGAAGGGGCGUCAGAUACCCUGGAGGCCCAGGCCCGUGGCCCACGGUCAGAUGAAGACAGCGUGGAGGUACAGAGCAGGCCCCAUGGCUGCCGGAGGGCAGGGCGCAGGGCCCCGCGGAGCGUCAGUCGGUCACCCACCUGGUCUCCUGGCUCCUCGGACACAGGGCAGAGCUCAGAAGCUGAGAUGCAGUGGCGGCUCCAGGUCAACCGUCUCCAGGAGCUCAUUGACCAGCUUGAGUGUAAGGCCCCCCGGCUGGAACCCCUGCAUGAAGAGGAGCUUACCAAGGGGCCUGGCUCGCACAUCCUCGUGGCCCAGAGGCAGGUGCACGUGGCAGAGGAAGCCCUGCAGGAUUUCCACCGUGCCCUGUGCUGCUAUGUGGACUUCACAGGGGCCCAGAGCCGUUGCCUGCAUGUGUCUGCCCAGAAGAUGCUGGACAAUGCCUCUUUCACCCUAUAUGAGUUCUGGCAGGAUGAGGCCUCCUGGAGAAGGCACCAGCAGUCCGCCUGCAGUAAGGCCUUCCAGCGCAUCCUCAUUGACCACCUGCGAGCUCCAGACACCCUCACCACUGUGUUCUUCCCAGCCUCCUGGUGGAUUAUGAAUAAUAACUGAGCCUGACCUGCAUAAGCCAAGGCCCUGGGGCCCUACCUGCCUCCUUCUGGAGCUUCUCGACUGGUCGACUCAGCACCAAGACCAAGGAUGCUGCCACUCUUAGAACUGGGGCCGGGCUCUCAAAGGUCCCCCUGCCCCAGACCCAGCUGGUGGAGAGUCUCUCAGCCCAGGGAUCAGGGACUGGGCUGCUCGCUUUCUAUUUAUUUAUCAGUGUAUUUUAUUCUUUGUAGCUUUGGCCUCUGAGGCAUUCUGGCCUCUGCCUGGCUCAGGAAGCUUGGAUUUGGUCACCUCUGUCCCAGCCUUGUGUGACACAGAGGAAGGAGGUCGCUUCCCUCUCUGGGUGGGCCUCGGGCUGUCUGGCUGCCUAGUGGGUACCCUGCUUUCUUCCUGCUGUCUUGGGGCCAGGCUUCUGCUCUUCCUCAGCCAGCAGCAGAACCAGGGCUGAUGCUCAGGGACACCACCCCCACCCCCCCCACCACCAAACCUCGACCCCUGAGGCUGGGCCGGAUCCGUCUGCAUUGUGGGGUAAGGACCUGGGUGUCCCCAUCACCCUCCUGGGUUAGCAGGCUUCCAACUCUUCCAGCACCCUUGGCUGCACCAGAGACCUCGGCAAGAUCCUGGGUUGGUUUGCAUGUCAUUUGCAUAUAUUUUGCAUGUUCAUGCCUACCCACACUCAGGGCACUAUGGGAAGUCCCAAGGUGACCUUGCCAAGUAGCAAUAAUUUGGGCCCAGUGUCACCUGCUCCCCCCAGAUACCUCCAAACCCCAACCCCCAGCCCAAGACCCCAGCACAGAGGCAAUAAAGGCAGUGGUCACCUCUGG